AAAUUCCUUCAUUCUCUCUCUCUCUCUGUCUCUCCCCCUUCUGUAAAAAUUCCUUCAUUCUCUGUCUCUCCCCCUUCUGUACAAAUUCCUUCAUUCUCUGUCUCUCCCCCUUCUGUACAAAUUCCUUCAUUCUCUGUCUCUCCCCCUUCUGUACAAAUUCCUUCAUUCUCCAUCUCUGUACACAGUCUCUGCCAACUCUGUGGUAUUCUUGCUGAGAACAGGCAGCUCCGCAGGCAGCACGACCUCUCAUCGAGGACCCCGGUAACCAUGGUGCGCAAGCUGAAGUACCACGAGCAGAAGCUGCUGAAAAAAGUCGAUUUUAUCUCCUGGGAGGUGGACAAUAACCUGAGCGAAGUGAAAGUGCUACGCCGGUACCGCAUCCAGCGCAGAGAGGAUUACACCAAGUACAAUAAGCUGAGCCGAGAAGUUCGAGAAUUGGCACGCAAGAUCCGAGACCUUAAUGAGAAAGACUCCUUCCGAGUCAAGUGCACUAGCCGACUACUGGAAAAACUAUACUCAGCAGGCCUGAUCCCCACAAAGCAAGGUCUACACCUUUGUGAGAGAGUGUCAGCAUCAUCUUUCUGCAGGAGGCGUCUCCCCACUAUUAUGGUGAAACUUCGGAUGGCUCAGAAUCUAAAAGCAGCAAUUACCUUCAUUGAACAAGGACAUGUGCGAGUUGGACCAGAAGUAGUAACUGAUCCAGCCUUCCUGGUGACAAGAAAUACAGAAGACUACAUAACCUGGGUGGACUCCUCAAAAAUCAGACAGCAUGUAAAAGAAUACAAUGAAGAGAGAGAUGACUUUGACCUGGUUGUCUAGUUCCAUACCUCCUGUGCUGGUUGCCCUGUGCAUUGCUUGGUUUAAGUAAUGUGAAUAUCACCUUUGGUGACCUAUAAUGACUACAAUCCCCAUUGGUGAAGCAUCCUAACUCCAGACUAUAUAUCGAGGCUAUACCACAGAAUGACAGAAUUAUGAAGUUCUCAGCGGUUAUAAUCAGCCUCCAAGGAAUGUCCAUUUUAUCUCUACCCUCACACUUUUGGUAUUGCAAUAUAAACUCCAAAAUGCUCAAAUUUUUCAGUAUGGUUGACUCUCUCUAAUUAGUUACAAUAAUUUACUUGUUCAGUGUUGGCAAAGUUCGUGUGAAAUUUAGAUGCUUCAUUUAAUGGAUCUCAAUAAGUGACCCAUCAUAGAGCCUUAUCAUUCGCCACCGUAUUAUCUUUAUUUUACUAGUUUAAUCAAGAAAGUUUCUGUGAACCAUUCCUUUAAACAUACUAUAACCAGCACACUGACCUCAUGCACCCUAACCGAUAGCACGUAUGUUGUGUCAAUGCAAUCCAAUCAUUCAUCUAAUGGUUCUGAAAUAUGAGCCCACAAGGAAAAAAAUACUGCGUGGCAAUCUUGCCAAUGAGUUCAAGUACAAACAUAUUCAAAAAAUGAAGAUCAACAGUCCUGUUUUUUGGAACUGUUUGGUAAUUAUAUUGGAGGCCAGUGCUCAAUCAGCUGAUAAAUGGCAUCAUUGCCCACAGGGCUUAAAGAAGUUGAAUUCCAUGUACUAGAGACCAAGUCAGGCAUGAACCCCAACCCUGUCUACUCUUUCACACACGCUCGCACGCACAUACACACACAUGCUAUCCUAAGACGACGGACAACAUUCUCCAGUCCCAAACGUUGCAUCAAAAUCUGAAGUUGCUUACUCAGGAGAGAAGAUUAUAUUUGCUUUAAGCACUGUUUCCUGAACCCUCAUUAAGUAUUGAGGGGGAUUGAAACAUCAAUGUGUUGAUAAUGCUGAAUGGACGUCCUAAUUGUGUUUGAGACUGAUGUUUCAGCUUCAGAUGUAUUUGUUAUUUUCAGCAUAGCGAAGUGUUGCAGCAUCUUCUGAUGGUGUUUUUCAUUUUUUUUAAAGCAUUGCAACAAAUAAAUUUCUACUUGUUCAUAU
Messenger RNA from Stegostoma tigrinum, 1936 nucleotides. RefSeq names its product IMP U3 small nucleolar ribonucleoprotein 3 (gene imp3). Bases 268 to 819 code for a protein of 183 amino acids. The record is from RefSeq and is a predicted model, not a curated record. Gene Ontology annotation, cellular component: small-subunit processome; Mpp10 complex; small ribosomal subunit. Gene Ontology annotation, molecular function: structural constituent of ribosome; rRNA binding; snoRNA binding. Gene Ontology annotation, biological process: rRNA processing. The transcript is spliced from 7 exons. NCBI's taxonomy places the organism in Eukaryota, Metazoa, Chordata, Chondrichthyes, Orectolobiformes, Stegostomatidae.